UGGAUCGACACAAAGUGCUGUCAAGAUUAUCGGAUAAUGCAUUGUUUGGGUUGACGUGGGAAAGAUAAAGAUGCUUGCUUAGCUUUUGAUUUUGAAAGGGUUUUACAUUCUGGAUCGUAGAAACAGGGACGACGAUACACAACCCAAAACAUGAAGAUCAUGGUGGCUAUAAAACGAGUAGUUGACUACGCCGUCAAAAUCCGAAUCAAAUCCGACAAGACCGGAGUCGAGACGACCAACGUGAAGAUGUCGAUGAACCCUUUUUGCGAAAUUGCUCUUGAAGAAGCACUUAAAAUCAAGGAGUCUGGAUUUGCUUCGGAGGUGAUUGCGGUCAGUAUGGGUCCAGCUCAGUGCGUCGACACUCUCCGCACCGGUCUAGCCAUGGGUGCGGACCGUGCGAUUCACGUCGAUGCACCAGCUACACUAUUCCCACUUUCGGUUGCUAAGCUUCUUAAAGCACUUGUUGAGGUUGAAAAGCCUGGACUUCUGAUUCUUGGCAAACAGGCAAUUGAUGAUGAUUGCAAUCAGACAGGGCAGAUGGUAGCUGGGCUUCUAAACUGGCCUCAAGGGACCUUUGCUUCCAAGGUGGUUCUCGACAAAGAGAAGAACGUAGCAACAGUUGAUAGAGAGGUGGAUGGUGGGCUUGAAACGUUGUGCUUGGACUUGCCAGCGGUUCUCACGGCGGAUUUAAGGUUGAACCAACCGAGAUAUGCAACGCUCCCGAACAUAAUGAAGGCGAAAUCGAAGGCGAUAAAGAAAAUGACAGCAGAGGAAUUGAAGGUAGAAAUGAGGUCUGAUAUGGAGGUUGUUCAAGUGAUAGAGCCCCCAAAGAGAAAGGCAGGGGUUAUUGUUUCUUCCGUGGAUGAAUUGGUAGACAAGCUUAUGAAUGAAGCCCAUGUAAUCUAAACGCAUUAUGUAUUAUCUUUUCUCAUAAUCAUGCUUCGAUUCUUCUUCAAAAUAUAUACUUAUAAUAAAUAAGUAAUUCGGGUGA
Cynara cardunculus var. scolymus (artichoke) is the source of this 991-nucleotide messenger RNA. RefSeq names its product electron transfer flavoprotein subunit beta, mitochondrial. The record is from RefSeq and is a predicted model, not a curated record. Lineage: Eukaryota; Viridiplantae; Streptophyta; Magnoliopsida; Asterales; Asteraceae. The transcript has 5 exons. The coding region runs from base 151 to 906 and encodes 251 amino acids. Gene Ontology annotation, molecular function: electron transfer activity. Gene Ontology annotation, cellular component: cytosol.